CAUGCACCUUCCCCGCCUUCUCCCCGGAGGAUCCUGACGCGCAUGCGCGGCGUGCCUGGCUGCGACAGGAAAAGGGAAAUCCGGAAAUGAACCCGGCAGAGGGCGGGGCGUGACCUUUGACCCCGCGCACGCGGAGGACGGCGGCGGCAGCGGCGCACGCGGGACGCGGCCGUGGAGACCAUGGAGCAGCCCCUGGAGCUCGAGAGCGAUGACGAUCUCACAGACAGCGAGGAGAGCGUUUACUCGGGUCUGGAGGACUCUGGCAGCGACAGCACCAACAGCAGCGCCGGGGAGGAGGAGGAUGAAGACGAGCGGGAGGAGCCUGGCAGCGGGGCAGCCCCCGAGGUCAAAGGGGCUCCCAGGAAGAGCAAAGUCCUGGGGGCUGAUCCCCCUCCAAAGGAUGGCGAGGGUCUGAACGUUCCGGAUGAGUACGUGGAAGACAGCUCGGAUGAGGAGGUAGGACCGCCUGCCAACUUGUGGAUGCAACAUAGGGCUGGUGGAUUUCUUGCUGCGUCGCCUUCCGUGCAAACCCAGAGGGAGGGACGUUGGGUCAAAGAGCUCUGGGUGUGACGGGGGGCUGCCCACCCUGCAGCUCGCUGCUGGCACCCAGCGGGGCCGGGGGGGGCUGGUGAUGGAGCGCAGCGCUCGCGGUGCCUGGCGCGGGAGGUUGGAAACUGC
Molecule: messenger RNA, 678 nt
Organism: Lagopus muta (rock ptarmigan)
Lineage: Eukaryota; Metazoa; Chordata; Aves; Galliformes; Phasianidae
Product: ribosome biogenesis protein BOP1-like
Exons: 3
Coding region: 181-570 (129 amino acids)
Source: RefSeq, a predicted model, not a curated record